Medioppia subpectinata is the source of this 3146-nucleotide messenger RNA. The record is from the annotation of a GenBank genome assembly. Lineage: Eukaryota; Metazoa; Arthropoda; Arachnida; Sarcoptiformes; Oppiidae.
UGAAUCAAAUAUUUGUUCAAUUUUAGUAUAAAAUUAAUUUUUAAUUGUUAUUUGUGUUUAGUUUUGGAUUUAGUUUUCAUAUAUAUAUUUGAGAGUCAUUUCAAUAUUGCAUUUAUUGAAAGCAAACUAUGAUUUAAUCAAAUUAUUAAUACAUUUAGUAUUUAUUGAUUUAUAAACAAUUGCAUAACAAAUAACACAAUUUAUAUAUCACUUGAAAAUAUAAUAUUAAAAAGUUUGACAUCAAGUGGUGUGACGUGAAGACAAUGGCCGACAAUAGAGCCAAUGAUAACGACUCGAAGGCCGAAGGAGUGGACGACUCGGAAGAAGAGAAUGAGAUUCUGGAAGAGAGUCCGUGCGGUCGUUGGCUCAAGAGGAAGGAAGAAGUCGAACAGCGAGAUAUCCCUGGAAUAGACGCCACAUAUCUGGCGAUGGAUACGGAGGAAGGGGUGGAAGUGGUCUGGAAUGAGGUUCGCUUCUCAGAGAGGAAGUACUUCAAGGCUAAAGAGGAUAAAAUCAACGAAGUGUUUGACCGACUCAUCCAAUUAGAGCACCCGAACAUUCGGAUCACUCAAACAGUUGACCGACUCAUCCAAUUAGAGCACCCGAACAUUGUUAAGCUCCACAAGUAUUGGCUCCACAAAGACAUUGAAAAACCCAGAGUUAUCUUUAUUACUGAGUAUAUGUCCAGCGGAUCACUCAAACAGUUCCUCAGAAGGACUAAACGGAGUUUAAUUAAAAUGGCUUUAAAUGCGUGGAGGCGAUGGUGCACUCAGACCCUAUCGGCGCUGUGCUAUUUGCAUACAUCACAGCCACCUAUAGUUCACGCGAAUCUGAACUGCGAUACGAUAUUCAUUAGUUAUAACGGUCUCAUCAAAAUAGGAGCCGUCGCUCCGGACGCCAUUCACAAACACGUGAAGACAGUUCGCGGCGAAUCUAAAAUGAACCUCCAUUUCAUUGCACCCGAAAUCGGAUGCAUUACAGACACGAAUAGCUCUGUUCUGUCGCCAGCAGUGGAUAUCUAUUCGUUCGGAAUGUGUGCCUUAGAAAUGGCCGCUUUGGAGAUCUCGGCCAACGGAGACAGCGCUACCGUCACUGAAGAAGUCAUUAACAGUACGAUUGAAAGUCUGGAGAAUAAGCAUCAAAAAGAUUUCAUCACUCGAUGUCUGUAUAAGGAUCCGAAGCUGAGGCCCACAGCGAGGGAACUGUUGUUUCAUCCGAUUAUCUUUGAAGUGCCGUCUCUGCGGUUGUUUGCGGCGCAUGUGAUUGUGAACACGCCUUCCUAUCUGCCGGAACAGCUGACCGAAGAGGCCAUCGCUCGAGUACUGUGUUUGCAGAAUAACAGCGACAGAGUGUUGGCCGAAGUGCGACACGACGACAGCAGUCGACCCAAUGUUCUGCUCAAACAAAGCGAUUCCCCGAAAAUGGAAUUCGAGAAGUUCUUCGAAGAGGUGCGGAACGGCUCGUGUCCUUUGACUGCAAUCGUCACCACAAUUCGUCCGCCACUUAUCUGUCGUCAGCGAACAAUGUCUCCCGAAAUGUCGAGUGAGUCAACCAAACAACUCAAUUCGCCCGACAAUCCAUACGACGAAGAAAGUCGAAGAAUCCAUACCAUAAACUCUACUCUCGAACCUCUUCAAGAGGCCAGUGAUAAACGAUUAGUGAUAUCUCUUCACAUUGUCUUCGAUGACAAGAUUAAUAGAAAAUUGUCCACAAAAUUGGAUUUUAAUGAAUUAGAACCGUCUUCUUUAGCUCAAGAAUUAGUUUUUUAUGGAUUUGUUAAUAAGGAAGACAAAAAUACUGUCUUCGAGUUAUUGUCUGAAACGAAGGACACGUUCGCCACGUCUGGCAAUCAGUCAACAAGUUGUCAAAAGACCAUUCAAUUACCACAACCGCAGCCACAGCUGUCUAAACCAGUUAUGAUUCAAUCGAUUCAACAACCGAUUCAAUCGCAACAAACAAAACAGCAAAACGUUGCGCACAAUAUCCCAGCGGCGGUGACGCCAACUAAUCAGCAAUCGAUACAACAAAUUCCUGUAGUAAUUCCACAGCAGAAGAAGUCUAUUCAGCAUCAGAUUGCGCCCCAAAUUCAACAAAAUCCAACUCUCAAUCCACAGCAAAGUUCUCAAACGGUUCCGCAACAAUCUGUAGCGCAGACCCAAACCACACCACAACAGACACAACCCUCUCGACCCGUAGUAAUUCAACAGCCGAUUCAAUUACAACAACCAAAACAGCAAAACGUUGCACACAAUAUACCAGCGGUGGUGACGCCAACUAAUCAGCAAUCGAUACAACCAAUUGCUGUAUCGGUUCCACAGAAGAAGACAUCGAUUCAACAGCAAAAUGUGCCACAAUUGCAACAAAAUCAAGUUCAGAACCCUCAGCAAAGUUGUCAAACGGUUCCGCAGCAAUCUGUAGCACAGACUCAGACAACACCACAGCAGUCAAAGCAAGAAGUGGUUCGACAACAAGUACCACAACAGACACCGCAACAGACACUAAAGCAAACACCACAACAAACAUCACAACAAACACCACAACAGACACCACAACAACCAACACAAGUAACGAAAACAGCGGUUCAGUCGACGACACUUCAAGACGAUAAGAAGUCAACGAUUAAGAAUCAAAAGCCUGUUGUAUAGCAAUGGAUGUCUGAUAUGAUGUGCCAAAUGAACGAGUGUUUGAUUUUCCUAUACAUACAGUCGGAUAUAUUUCUAAUAUGCAGUACUUUUUUGAAUAUAAAAACAAUUGAUAUGUGCCUCAAAAUCUUUACCACAAGAAAGUCAUACAAAACGGUGACUUUUUUGUCGCAUAAUUUGUAACGAUUAUCGCAUAAUUUUUAUGAUUAUUUUUAACUCAAAAAAGGACCCAUUCUUUUGAAGAGAGGAAAAAAGUUGCUAAAGAUUUUUGAAUAAAAUGUUUGGCAAAACUUUUUAUUAGUUGAAAUGCAAACCAAUUUCUCAAAUGAAUUAGGAUUUGUUUAUUUGUAAGUCUAUUGUGUUUAUCGCUUUCAGACACUACAUAAAGAGUAAUAAUUUGUAUUUUUUAAUUUCAAUGUUUUGUUCAUAAAAAAAUUUAUUAAUAUUAAGGGAUUGAAUCGAGCAUUGAAUUAGAGUCGGAUUUUUGCUUAAUUUAAACGAAAC